Anopheles darlingi is the source of this 1472-nucleotide messenger RNA. RefSeq names its product mRNA cap guanine-N7 methyltransferase (gene Rnmt). The transcript is spliced from 2 exons. The coding region runs from base 122 to 1270 and encodes 382 amino acids. Gene Ontology annotation, biological process: 7-methylguanosine mRNA capping. Lineage: Eukaryota; Metazoa; Arthropoda; Insecta; Diptera; Culicidae. The record is from RefSeq and is a predicted model, not a curated record. Gene Ontology annotation, cellular component: nucleus. Gene Ontology annotation, molecular function: mRNA 5'-cap (guanine-N7-)-methyltransferase activity.
GAGUGGUUGUCUGGGGGGCUGUGAUUUUGGCUACAAAAACUGCCGCUCGCAAAAGGAGUUUUACUGCCUCUUUCGAGGAAAAUCGGUUGUUUUUAGCUAUAAUUCCGAUCAGUUCGUUGCAAUGGGGUCCGAUUUAGACGAUAGUAGUGAAAGUGGCACAGAAAUGUCCAAUGAAAGUACCGAACCAAAGAACAAAGAGCAACCCGAGCAGGGCGCACACAGCGAGAUCGUGGCCUCUCACUACAACAAGCUGGAGGAUCGAGGAUUAUUCGCGAGGAAAAAGUCCAACAUUUUCCACUUGCGGAACUUUAACAACUGGAUCAAGAGUGUGGUUAUCGAGGAGUACAGUAAUUUGAUCAAGCAACGAAUUCCCCUGGGAUCGCCCUUCCGAGUAUUGGAUAUGUGCUGCGGUAAAGGAGGCGAUCUUAUGAAGUGGAUCAGCGCUAAAGCGACCCAUCUGAUAUGCACGGAUAUCGCUCAAGUCAGUCUAGAGCACUGCGAAUCCCGGUAUAAUUCGACGAAUAAUCCGGAGAAAGAACGGCGCAAGGUGGAAUUCUUCGCCGCCGAUGCCACUCUUCAACAACUUCGCACGAAGUAUAAAGACCCAUCGAUGAGACUGCAUCUCGUCAGUUGCCAAUUCGCCUUCCAUUAUUCAUUCGAAUCCUACAAACAGGCAGACUGCAUGUUCAAGAACGCGGCGGAAUGUUUAGAUGAAGGAUUCUACUUUAUCGGCACGAUUCCCGAUGCAAACGAGAUCAUGAAGCGGCAGCGCUUGGCGAUGGCAGAUUCGUUCGGGAACGACAUUUACAACAUUACUUUUCAAUGCGACCCCAACAAUCCUCCGCUGUUCGGUGCCAAAUACAACUUUCAACUGGACGAGGUCGUGAAUUGUCCCGAAUUUUUGGUUCAUUUCCCAACCUUCGAGAAGCUCGCCCUCAAGCACGGCCUGCGGUUGAGGGAGAAGAAACGAUUUGACGAAAUAUUCGAUAAGUAUAAGGUACCUAGGAAAUUCCUGCUCGAGCGGAUGCAGGCGCUCGAAACAUAUCCUCAAUCAAGCGGUCGUGGAAUGCAGCAUAAUGAUGGACCACGGAAAGACGCCACACAGUACCGGCAUGCGGAGGAAUAUGAAAGGCAAUUAUCUGCCAACCAAUUCUUUAGGGUUGGAACGUUAUCGCAGAAAGAGUGGGAAGCUGCAACUUUAUAUUUGUUUUUUGCUUUUGAGAAAAUGAAGACUACCUACGAUGCCGUUGGAAAACCUAUCUAUUCAUGAAGAAGAUGGUGCUGGUUGAGUACUGAAAAGAACCGAUGGGAGAAUAGAUACAUCAAGACACUGAACAUGGAAUUCCUUGGUUUUAUUGGCGAAUUAUCCAGAUUUGUUCACAGAUAACGUCAUAUCGCUCUCGGUUGAUUAACAGAACAGCAGUAAAAAGUUCUACAAAAAGUUGCUUAACACUAAGUACGUAUGAAACCAU